Molecule: messenger RNA, 2444 nt
Organism: Osmia lignaria (orchard mason bee)
Lineage: Eukaryota; Metazoa; Arthropoda; Insecta; Hymenoptera; Megachilidae
Gene: Tbc1d15-17
Product: TBC1 domain family member 15/17
Biological process (GO): activation of GTPase activity
Molecular function (GO): GTPase activator activity
Source: RefSeq, a predicted model, not a curated record
UCAAAAUUCGUUUCAUAUAGGUGACAUUUAACUUGUUGCCGACUUCGUGUCUUUGGUAUGAGGGCACAGUAUUGAAAUGAAUGAACAAACGAAAGAGGGAAAGAGUAAGGUUCGUGACAGAGGUCGCGAUUAAACGCUUACUCAUACGUAGUAUGUUCACGAGUUUAAUAUUUGUCGAACAAAGUUUAUGUAUGUAUGUACGUUGAAAAUUUGCAAUCUACAACGAAUCGUUUGUACAAAUACGAAAUGUUUUACGAUUUUCGAGAUUCGAAGGUAUUUGAAAACCAAAAGAAAAAUAUUUGUUUUGUUUACUGCGAUCAAAAUAGUACCAGAGGGAGACAGCUAUACUCGUAAGCAGCAGCACGCAGAUACAUGAUUGCACAAGUGAGUGAAGACAUUAAAAUAGAGAGAGAAAGAAAGAAAGAACGAAGGUAAACUUGUACAAGACAGUAGAAGGGAUGCAACGAAAUCGGUCGUGAUUCAAUCGGAGCACUGACUUACACAAAAAUAUAUUCGAAAUGUUUGAACCUACGGAACAGGGAAAGGAUCUAUGCAUUCACACUGGAGUGGUAUUGCGAGGUGCAAAUACAAGGGAAGAUGAAGUUCACAGUCUAGGCACAUUAAACAUUGUUGAAUAUAGUUUUGGCAAGUGUAUAGAAUGGAAACCUAUUGAAGAUUCUGUAGUAUCAGAAAAUCAAGAUCAAGAUCCUGAAUGGUCUUUAGUAGACACACAUACCAGGCGUACUCGUACUUCCUCAGAAGGACCAGAUUCCCUUGGUCGUACAAGAAUUGUUAGAAUUUUAUUCUCAGAAUUAAGCUCAUUUCGUGUAAAUCAUGGAGGGCAACAGCUUAUAUUUAUGCAAAAGGAUGGAACCACCUAUGUUGCCUUUUUUCAGUUAUCUAAUGCUGAAAGUUUUGUAAAUUCUUUGAAGGGUUUUAUUAAAUUUGUAAAGUCUCGUGCAAACAGAAAUUUGUAUAUUAUAGUAGAUGAAGUUCAAUCUGUAUUAAGUAAAUCGUUCGCUGAAUUAGAUUUAUUUCAAGAAAAUACUUCAGAUUAUGUUUGGAAAUUUGUAAAAAAUUUGCAUAACCGUCCGUAUGAAACAACAUUAGAAGCAUUUAGUAAACUGGCAGAUAUUUGGUUAUACAAAGAACCAGCUAAACGUCCGGUUGAAGAAGCAGUUGCAGAUUUAUUAAAUAGUUCACUUACGAUCGAUGUUCGUCAUCCUCCGGUAUCGGUCGGUUCUGGGGAGGAAUAUGAAGUAAUAGGAUUGGGUGUAGUAUUACCACCGCGACCGCCUUGUCCAAGAGGUACCCCGCUAUCACAAGAACAGUGGAACAAAUAUAAGGAUCCAGAGGGAAGAAUUUUAAAUCCUCAAGAAGUAAAAGAAGUUAUAUUUCGUGGGGGUGUCGCCCCAUCGUUACGUUUUGAGGUAUGGAAAUUUUUACUAAAUUAUUAUCCAUGGGAGUCUACACAAAUUGAAAGAUUAGAACUUAAAAAAAAGAAGACUGAUGAAUAUUUCAUGAUGAAGCUACAAUGGAGAUCUAUGACUGCUACGCAAGAGAAUAAUUUCUCCGAUUACCGAGAUCGAAAAAGUUUAAUUGAGAAAGAUGUGAACAGAACGGAUAGAACACACCCGUAUUAUUUGGGUGAUAAUAAUCCACAUUUAGCACAAUUGUAUGAUAUCCUCAUGACAUACGUAAUGUACAAUUUCGAUUUGGGAUACGUUCAAGGUAUGAGCGAUCUUCUUAGUCCUAUAUUAUGUUUAAUGGAAAGCGAAGUUGAUGCAUUUUGGUGUUUUGUUGGGUUUAUGGAUAAAGUGAGUACCAAUUUCGAAAUGGAUCAAGCCGGAAUGAAAGCCCAAUUAUGCCAAUUGUACAAUCUCUUGAGUACUACGGAUCCACAGUUAGCACAUUAUUUAAAUAGACACGAAUCUGGAAAUAUGUUCUUUUGCUUCCGUUGGCUUUUAGUAUUGUUUAAAAGAGAAUUCAACGCAGUCGAUAUAAUGAAAUUGUGGGAAAUAUUAUGGACGGAUUUACCAUGUAAAAAUUUCCAUCUGCUUUUAUGCGCAGCCAUUUUAGAUACAGAAAGAAAUAUUCUCAUGGAAAACCGUUAUGGAUUUACAGAGAUAUUGAAGCACAUAAAUGAUCUUUCCCUCCAUAUUGAGUUACCUUGGACAUUAUCCAAAGCAGAGGGUAUUUAUCAUCAGUUAAUGGCUGUAGCGGACCAGUUACCCGAUAACGUUCGCGUAAUAAUUGGAUUAGAACUGUUAAAUAAAACGUUGGUAGCUAAUGAAGCAGAAAAUGGUGAAGCUUCCGGACAAGACACUGAAGAAGCUGGUGGAGUGAAGGCUAAUUCAAGAAGAAAUAGUACGGAAAGUGGUAAUGUUAAAUUUGGAAAUAACGAAGUGUCGUUUGAACGGGGGUUAAAUUUAUCGUACAUGUGA